This is a messenger RNA of Asparagus officinalis (garden asparagus), 1328 nucleotides long. RefSeq names its product leucine-rich repeat extensin-like protein 2. Lineage: Eukaryota; Viridiplantae; Streptophyta; Magnoliopsida; Asparagales; Asparagaceae. The record is from RefSeq and is a predicted model, not a curated record.
AUGGCCACUGAAAAUGAUCAGGCUCUGGGAAGGCCGCGGAAGGCGAAGGCGAGGAUGGUGGUCAUGGAGUCGGAGAUCGGGGAUGCUACCGAUUGCUUCUUCGUCUUAUGCGAACUGCUCGCUUCUGCGGCUACACGGCGUCUUCUUGCGCCCCCUGCCGGUCGAACCGAUUCGUCGAGCGUCUCGCCAGGCAUCGACCUCAACCACGGCCCGACAUCGCGGGUACCUCCCGAGGAGCUCGGCCUCCUGAGGGAUCUGGCCCUUUUCCACAUAAACUCCAAACAGCGUUUCUGCGGCACGAUCCCUCGCGACCUCUCGCACGAGGAUGAGUGCUGCUGCUUCGAGCUCGACCUGAGCAACAAUUCGGUUCGCCGGUAAGUUCCUAGGGUCGUCCUCCGGCUUCCUCCCUUGAAGUUUAUCGACAUCAGGGCUACAAACGAGUUCGAGGGCCAAGGUGCCCGCGAGCUCUUCGACAAGGACCUCACGCCGAUCUUCAUAAACCACAACAGGUUCGCCUUCGGCAAAUCCCCAACAACAUGCGGGAACUCCCCGGGGUGUCGGUCGCCGUUCCUGCGCGGGCAACGGUUUCAGGGGCUGCGUGCCGGCGGAGCCUGGUUCCCCGCCCCUCCAACCAUCCUUGUAUCGAGGCCACCACCCUCCCCCCCUCCUCCAUGCUAUCGAAUUGCCCCCUCCAUCGGCACCUGUUUACCAAUUUCGCCCCCUCCUCUGUCGCCAUCACCAUCACCACCAUACGUUCACACGUCACCUCCACCACCUUCUCCAUCACCACCUCCGCCCGUCUAUGAAGGACCAUUACCCCCAAUCAUUGGUGUUCAUUAUGCGUCGCCUCCGCCGCCUAGUAUCCCUUACUAUUGAUUCUUUUGAGAAUUCAUCCUCCGUUAUGAAAAGCUGCCAUUAAUGAUUUCAUUCAUUUGGGAUUCUUUCUGCAAUUGGGGUGUAUGUUGAAGAUACUUAGGAGAUUGGAGAGAGGCUUGGGAGGUGGAAGGAGAAACUCUCCCCCAUAUUCGUUUCGGAUUGUGAAGACAUUGGAGAUUGAUCUAUGUUGUGAAUAAGCGCUAUGGCGAUGGCCCGAGAGAUAAAGUAGAGACUGCAAGGGAAAAUGAUCUUUGUAUAGAGAGCAUGAGAUUUGAAUUUAGAACAACUGUGGUAUUAUCUCCUCCUACUAUACUUUGUAUUUAUUUUAUUUUACUUUGGAUUUUGAUUUCAUAGUAUGCUUACUUAUGGAUUCUUAGAUAUUCAUGUGUGGAUUGCCUCGUUCUGUAAAUUCUUUUGUUCGUAUGGCUAAUGAGUUUGUUUCUGCCCGUAUA